AACCAGAUCAACGCAUUUCUGACCAGAGUUCAAAAUUACUAUUUGAUUCACUUGUAAUGAACAGCUUAAAGAAGCUAGUUAUAUUUGAAGAUUUCAACGAUACGUACAUUGCUAUUUGGCAGGGAGUGCAUGAGCUUUUUCGCGCAGAACCUGUUCGAAUAGCAAACUCUGCGGUCACUAGAGCCCUCGCAGAAGCUAGUCUUACUCUUGAAUAUCUAUCAGCGGCGUUUAUCGUGGACGCUGGGCCGUUCUUGGACGCAUGCCAAUCAAAUUCAAACUGGACGUGGAAAGAGCUCGUGUCGCUCACCAUUACCUCUCGUCAGCUGGUGCCCGAUGGCGAUCCGACAAACAUUAAUGAUAUGCUUGAAUAAGCAGCGGAGACUGCCAAGAAGAUGCCGAGGCUGAAGAGCAUGGAACUAUGGAAUGGCGGGAGAUCAUUUGCUUGUGUCUUCAGAUACCAGGCGCCUAAUAUCUGCAGACCUGCUAGAAUCAUCUGGAGAAGCAACUGGGACCUACUCCUGGAGCCCAGGGUGACUCGAUCCUGGAAUACUGUGGCGCAACAGCACAAUCUGUAUGAACUUCAAGUUACUAAAGAGUUGUUGGGGGCCGAUACUGUGAUCAAGUCUCACGGCGAUGCCGUCCGUGUUCUGGAUUUUUUGCAUUACGUAGCUUGUCCCGUCUCUUUGUGGCAGAUCCAAGUAGAGAAUAGGCUUUAGCGUACGAUUUUGUUUGAGCGUCCGGCCCUCGUUGCCAUGUUCUCAAGGUGCUGAAGGAGCUUACUGAGGUGUGCUAAUAUACACACACGCUGGGCACGAAAAAAGUGGCACACUCAUCAAGUACUCUGCCCGUGUGUACACCUGUCUGCCACU
Messenger RNA from Mytilinidion resinicola, 869 nucleotides. RefSeq lists its product as uncharacterized. The transcript has 2 exons. The record is from RefSeq and is a predicted model, not a curated record. Bases 393 to 716 code for a protein of 107 amino acids. Lineage: Eukaryota; Fungi; Ascomycota; Dothideomycetes; Mytilinidiales; Mytilinidiaceae.